This is a messenger RNA of Henningerozyma blattae CBS 6284, 3399 nucleotides long. RefSeq lists its product as uncharacterized. The coding region runs from base 1 to 3399 and encodes 1132 amino acids. The record is from RefSeq and is a predicted model, not a curated record. Gene Ontology annotation, cellular component: calcineurin complex; cytoplasm. NCBI's taxonomy places the organism in Eukaryota, Fungi, Ascomycota, Saccharomycetes, Saccharomycetales, Saccharomycetaceae. Gene Ontology annotation, molecular function: calmodulin binding; calmodulin-dependent protein phosphatase activity. The transcript has a single exon. Gene Ontology annotation, biological process: calcineurin-mediated signaling.
AUGCCGCAUAGACGUACUACUUCUUUUUCCUUAUUUCAAAAGGAUAAAGAUAAAGAAAAAUUAAAAAUCGUCACUAGUCAAUCAGUACCUACAAUGAUUGAUUCUAAAAAAAACACAAUCAGAUCAAACAUUUAUACUCUUCCAGAUGGUAGAAAGAUCAAAACUGAUUCAAGACCUAUUACCUCAGUACCUUUAAUUAAUAAUACUAUUUUGAAAAAUGAAGACAUUUUUGAUUUUAAUAAUUCAAAUUUACCUAGACCAGAUGUUAUUAAAAAUCAUUUCAUGCAACAAGGAAAAUUAUCUGAUGAUCAAUUAAAAAUUAUCUUGAAUCAAUUGAUCUCUUUAUUAGAAACUGAACCCAAUCUUUUAAAGAUUAAUACAUCAAAUAAAAACAAUCAAACAUUGGAUCUGCAAUCCGUGGAUACUACUGUAGAGCAAGAUUUGAAUAGUGCAGAUGAUUUAAUGGAUAAAAUCAUUAUUUGUGGAGAUAUUCAUGGCCAAUUUUUCGAUCUUUUAAAAUUAUUUGAAAUCAAUGAUUUUAAUUUCGAAGAUUUUACAUAUUUAUUCUUGGGUGAUUAUGUGGAUCGUGGCUAUUUUUCCAUCGAAGUUUUAGUUUAUUUGUAUGUUUUAAAAUUAAAUUUCCCAAAUAAUUUUUACCUAUUAAGAGGUAAUCACGAAUCUGCUCAUUUAACAAGCUUCUUUACUUUUAAAAAUGAAAUGAAUUAUAAAUAUAAAACAAAUUUAAAUGCAAAUACAACAAAUACUACUAAUGCUACCACUAAUAAUAAUAAUCGUAAUUCAACUAUUCCUGGAAAUCAAAAUGAUGAUCCAAACGUAUAUGAUUUAUGUUGUAAAUCAUUUAAUCAUUUACCUAUUGCCGCUGUGGUAAAUGAAAAAUAUUUUUGUGUUCAUGGUGGUAUAGGUCCAGAUUUGAAUUAUCUCGAUGAUAUCAAUAACAUUAAUAGAUUCGUUGAGAUUCCGUCAAGCGGGUUAUUAUGUGAUUUAGUUUGGUCUGACCCAACUGAAGACUAUGAUGAUGCUCCAACUGAUGAUGAAGAUGAUGAAGAAAAUGAUGCUAAUAAUUCUAAUUCAAACGAAAACGACAAUUCAAGAAUAAAUAACGAUACAACUGUAGAUACAACUAACAUGCAAGACUCUUCUUUGAACAUCACUACCAUUGAAUCAAUCGAUACAAAUGGUGAAAUUACUGCUGAUGGAGAUAUUUUUUUCGUUCCAAAUGAAUCAAGAGGUUGUUCAGUUUGCUUCACUUAUAAAGCUGUAUGUGAGUUCUUGAAGAAAAAUAAUUUAUUAUCAAUCAUUAGAGCACAUGAAGCGCAAGAUCUAGGCUAUAGAAUGUAUAAGAAUACAAAAGAAUAUGAUUUCCCAAGUAUGCUAACGAUUUUUAGUGCCCCAAAUUAUUUGGAUUCUUUUGAUAAUAAAGCCGCUAUAUUAAAGAUCGAAAAUGACACUCUAAAUAUUAAUCAGUUUGAAAAAUCUCCUCAUCCUUAUCUAUUACCUGAUUUUAUGGAUGUUUUUUCAUGGUCUUUACCAUAUGUAGGUGAGAAAAUUAAUGAUCUGUUAGUGUCAAUUUUAAAUAUUUGUAAUGAUGAUGAUGUUAAGGUUUCUCCAUCAAAGUUAAAAAGAAAUUUGAAAAGAUAUUCACAUUAUUCAAGUUCAACCUCAAACUUACCUUCAACAUCAUCUCCUAAAAAGCAACAAGUAGAAACAAAUAAGCCUAUUAAAUAUUUAUCUGACGAUCCUGAAACAUUCACAUAUAUGAAUCACUCAUCCACUCAGUCUGCACCUGAUUUAGUUAACCCUUAUUCAGUAAAUUCAUACAAGUUAUCGAACUCACAAACAAUUUAUCCCACUUUUAAAGAUGUAGAUAAAAAGAUCGUUUAUUCGAAAUUACAUAAUACGGGGAAAACUAAUUUUAAUUCAACUUCGGAUUUAUAUUCUAAUUCAAUUACAAGUUCCAAAUUCAAUAGAAAUAACAUAAAAGCUAACCCGACUUCAGAGUUAUCCUUUGGUAUUGAUAAAAAAAACAAUAAUCCUGCAUUUACUCAGAAUUCUUCUCUAGUAAAAAUAAAUUCAAAUUCUAAUAGAACUAACUCACCAAAUGGAUCCCCAGAUGGCAAUUCAAAUAAUAAUAAUAGUUCAAGACCUGCAUCAUUUCCACAACGACACUCUUAUCAUGCCUUAAGUAAAUGUAGCCCAAAUACAUUUACUAAUAUGAAUAACUACAACAAUGUUAACAGUUAUAGUACCACAUGUAUUACUAGUACUAAUAAUGCCCAUAUCUCAAAUCAAAAUUAUAACAAUAAUAAAAAUCCAUUUAAUGAAAAUUCAAUCAAUAACAUAAAUAAUACAGACUCUCUUUCAUAUGAAACUAGUAACAUUUCUAAUGUAUCUCCACCGUAUAAUACUCGAAAUACAUACUACAUGGAACCUGAAUACAUAAACAAGGAUCCAAAUGAAAUGGUUUAUAAUUCCCCUGAAUCUGAAAUCGAAGUUGAAAAUAAUGAAGUGAACAAUAAUAAUUUUAAUAUUAGUAUGCCCCCCAAUAACACUCCCUGUUACAACUCUAAUACGUUCGAAUAUAUGAAUGAUUCUCCAAUUAAAAAAACUAGCAGAACUUUAAUAAUGAAUAACAAUUUAAGAAAUCCUAGGUAUAACAUGAGAAACAUGAACUCCAAUAAUAUGAAUGGAAACAUGUAUAACAAUAUGCGUGUUAGUAACUCGUUUAAUAAUCUUGAUAAUAACAAUUUUGAUAAUCUUGUGAACAACAAUAUGAUCAACAAUAUAAACGAUAAUCUCAAUAUUAACUCCAUCAAUAACAAUAUGAAUAGCAACACUUUCAACAACAUGAACAGUAAUUACAAUACUUACAAUAAUAGUUACAAUAAUAAUUCUAGGAAUCCAUUUUAUCAAAGUAAUAACAGCUACAACAUUGAACCGAAUGGUUCAUUCAAUUCUAAUUAUCAAUACAAUGGUAAUAAUAAUUGGAAUGAAAAUACGGGUAUGUAUUCAAAUAUGAAUACCAGUAAAAUUUCAAAUAUGAGUUACACAAGUGGGGUUGGUAAUAGGAGUUCAAAUAUGAUCCCUAAUUCAAAUAUCUCGAAUGCAAGAUAUCAACAGUCAAAUAAACCAAGAAGACAUUCUCAUUUUACUGGGUCCACCUCUAAGUCUUAUGAAUUUUUGCCAGUCAAUAAUAUUGAUGUUGGCUCUGCGUACCCUAUGUCAAAUAAUUCAAGAUUAAUAAAUCAUACUAAUCAAAAAUUUAAUACACCAAUUCAACAUAAGAAGAGCCAAAAUGUUGUAGCUGCAAGUAGAUUUAGACAAUUAUCGCCUGGUGUAAAUCUUAACGUAAAUUCAAAUUUUAUUAAUGGUAGGAUGUAA